CGCGCGUGUGUGUCAUCACCGUGAUCGCGGACGAUACAAAUUGGAUUUUCGUGUUUCGUUUCGUUUUCAGAAACAAGAAAGGGACCUUGUGUGAAAGGGGUGUUGUGUGACGCACGAAAUCGACUCCGUCGCGGCCUCCGGCUGAUCUCGACGCGACAUAACCAAAGCGACCGAAAGUCCGAAAGAGAAACUUUAGAAAAGAGGACUGAAGUUGAGAGUCAUACUCAGUUUUGUUAAGAAAAUUAAUAAAUUAAGAGUCUUUUGCGCCAAAUAAUCCAAGGACAGAGUUGAAGACCUUUCUACUCCAUAGCUUUCUACUCCAGAAAUAACCUAACCAAAAAAAAGGAACUUUAAAUAUUAGUACAACUGUUGCGAAGAUUAGGAAGAAUAACAUAACAGGAAGAUAGUAAGAAAGAAAACAAUCUGAUGUAAAGGUGUUCGAGCUAACUCUACGAGUUGGAAGCACUUUUUACAAAAAGAAAGUGCAGGCAUAUACCAUGGACGUUCACGAGAACAUGGAGCUAGAAACGCUGUUGCGGAUCCGCAUUUUGGCAAAGAAACCGGAUUCUGAGGAGAGUUCUCAACAGAGUUGUCAAGAGAAUUCUGAGGAAGAUGAAAAGAAAGAGGAUGAAUACUUUCAGAAGAUGUAUCAGCAGUGGAAGGGCGUGAAGGCGAAGGACGAUUCCACUUACAAAGUCAUACCAAAGUUCUACUUCAAGCUGCCGAAAGAAGACGAGAUUCUACCGCAGAAAUUACGGGAGGAAACGCGUGCUUUGUUCCUCCAGAGGCGUUCGCGACAAUUGCUCGACAAUAAUGAACUGAAGGCGCUCUGGAUCUUAUUGGACAAGCAUCACAGUCCACCUUUGUCGGGGGACGAGCAAUUAAUUAAUUACGAAGACUUUAAGAAAGUGGGCAAACUGGCAGGAGCAAAGUGCAGCCCGUACUUUACCGCGGUCGUUUUCGCCAAGCUCCAGCAAGGAGAUCCACAUGGUAGAAUUAGCAUCAUGGCCCUGUUUAAUUAUGUCAUGCGAAAAGUUUGGUUGCACCAAACAAGAAUCGGGCUUUCUUUGUAUGAUAUUACGGGACAGGGCUACCUGAGAGAGUCGGACUUGGAGAAUUACAUCUUAGAACUAAUUCCAACGCUGCCGCAGCUCGAAGGCCUGGAAAAGUCGUUCCAUUCGUUUUACGUGUGCACAGCAGUCAGGAAAUUUCUAUUCUUCUUAGACCCACUGCGAACUGGACGAGUUCGUAUUCAGGACAUUUUAGCCUGCAGCUUUCUGGAUGAUCUUUUAGAAUUGAGAGACGAGGAUUUGCCCAAAGAUUUGCAAGAAGCGAACUGGUUCAGCGCGCCUUCGGCGCUUAAAGUGUACGGGCAAUAUCUCAAUUUAGACAGGGAUCACAACGGGAUGUUGAACAAAGAGGAACUCGCUGGAUACGGCACCGGUACUUUAACCGGCGUCUUUCUCGAGAGAGUGUUUCAAGAAUGCCUGACCUACGAGGGCGAGAUGGACUACAAGACGUAUCUGGAUUUCGUUUUGGCAUUGGAGAAUCGACACGAGCCGCAGAGUCUUCAUUAUUUCUUUCGCAUUCUCGACAUUAACAAUCGCGGUUACUUGGAUACCUUUUGCCUGAACUAUUUUUUCAGGGCUAUACAAGAGCAGAUGACGAUGCACGGUCAAGAACCUGUUAGUUUCGAAGAUGUCAAAGACGAGAUAUUCGAUAUGGUGAAGCCAGCAGAUCCGUGCAAAAUUACGCUGCAGGAUUUACUGUCUUGCGGACAAGGCGACACGAUGGUCAGUAUCUUGAUCGAAUUCCACGGCUUUUGGGCGUACGAAAAUCGCGAAGCCAUGGCGGCUGAUAACGGGGACGAGUCGUCCCAUCGUCCCCGCAGUGCGACUACGUGUAGUACGUGUGGGAAUAUGAGCGAGAGUUGGAAAUCGUCGGGCACGCCGUUCGCAGACCAGCCAGAAAUAAUGGAGCCCUUCGUCCAGCGUUUGUUGGAACGUGCUAAAGCAAGGAGAGAGAAGUUGGACGAGAAGUUGUUGAACGCAGGACACAAUGUUAAGAAAAGCCCUUUGAAAAAUGCGAAUGCCUUGCUUGAACAAGCUACAGCAGCAGCAAGUAAGAAUUUAGCCAAAUCGCCGGUUAAACCAGUUGUGGUCAGCGCACUCCCUGCCAAGUCUCCUCGUAAGUCUCCUGUAUCUAAGAAUGUCACGUCUGAGAACAAUGAACAGGACAAUAAGGAGAAUGGGAAAUUGGAAACUUAUAAUGUGCGAUCCAAGUUGCAGAGACUUGGAAAAUUAUAUUCUGAUGAUAGUAAUCUUGGGUUGAGUUCACCCAUACACAGGACCGAAGAAAAAUUCACCGCGGAAGAAAGUAAUGUAGAUUACAAACCAGUUAAGAGGGGCGCUAGACUCGACAGAUUAGCGGCUUUAGCUUCGACGAUUAACAAUUGGGAGGAUGAUUUAUCUCAUCCAACAUUAACUAAUUCAAAGAGCAAGGCAGAAAACAGUAAAGCAGAGAAAAUACAAGCAAAAUUUAAUGAGCAAGUAAAAAAUAUAUCGGAGCCGCAACCAAGUACGAGUGAAAGUAAGAAAUGGGUUACUGCCAACAAUGGGAGAAAGAGCAAAGAUCCAAGUCCAAUUAAACAAUUAAAAUGGGAUAAAACCACAUUAGAAAAUUUGGAAUCAAACGCAGUUACAAGUCGUUUAUCACCUAACAAGUUCACAAGCUCUGCUCACCAGCAGAUGGAAAGGAAACGAAUUACGCCUGAAAAGUUUGACGGUUCACCAAGGAGCAAGAAAACGGAAGGUGAUGCGACCGCAAGUCCGGCUAACUCUUCUAGAAGCAACGACAGUAAAAUUUCUAAUACUCCUGAAAAUGUUAAAAGCGCGAAUACUACCAGCAGUUCUCGAUUACCGUCGAGAACUUUAUUUAGCGGUUCGCCAAAGACUGUGGUCCAACCAUCAGGUUCGGUGUUGAGUAAAGCAUCGAUGUUUGAAGCUAAAAGCACUGAGUCAAAGGCGAAAGAUCCUGCUCAAAUGUCGCUCGCCGAAAGGAUGGCGCUUUUCGAGCGAAAUAAAGGAGAAGCAUUAAUACCCAAAGCGCCGCUUACGAUGUCGAUACCGCCUAAAAAGUUACGGGAAAAGGACAAGCAAUCUAAUACAGAUUCAUCUCCGAUGAACAAUCGAAACGCCGAUGUCCCGGGCAGAACAGUUCUCGAACAACGUGCGAUGUUCGAGCAAGGCAACAAUAGAAACAAAGUGGAAGAAAUGGAAAAUCGCAUUUUACAAGCUACUCACACUGAGAGACAGCGUGAAUUAGGCAUGUUACGCUCGCGGUUUAAUGCCAAUAAGGAGGUUGCUCGUGCCGCCGCUGAAUCUUGUGUCCGAACGAGCGAGAGCAGCGAAGGAGGUGGCAAAUCCUCGUCGCCGAAGAAUUCGCCUGUUUGCCCAGUGAAACCGACUCCUGCUCCUGAUCAUAUCGCCCAACCUCCGCCGCCGCCGCCAUUACCACAUCCGGAAAUCAUAUCGUAUCACAGUAAAUCAUCUCCGGUGAAAAGACAGGUUGCUGGAAGCCCACCCAAGGUCCAACAUUUAAAUGCGACAUCCGAUAUCAAACGUAUCCGCGUGUGUCCUCCGAAACCAGGAUCCCUUUAUCCAAAUUUAUCCGAGAUUGAAACUACAGAAAGCGAGAGCGUUACAGACAGCGAGAGCGAAACAGAAUACACUGUUGACAGCACCGAACCUGUAACAGCUACUCUCGACGAGAAAACUGAAACCGAGACGGCCUCUGAAGCCGAUUAUUAUAUUCGACAUGAAACUGACCAGGAAACUGAAAGUGAUCAAGAAAGCGUACAAAAUUCAUCUUUUGGGCGUACGAGUUUUGGACGCAGUAUCUUGCAAGCACUCGAUGAACGUUCGAUGUUCAACAAAAAGAGAUGCAUAGAACCGGAUCCAGAUAGCACCACAUCAGACAUAUCAGUACUCGAUGAAAUGGAUCAGUAUUUGGACGAGUGUCUUGAUGAAGAAUUGGGUGACGUGAGAGAGGAAGGCCCAACACCGCCUAAAGUAAAUAAAGGUGGCGAACGUCUGUCGAUGGGAGGCAAUACAUCCAAAUAUCGUUCGCCUUUAAAAGAAUCAAGUAAACUAGAGGAUGGUGGCAAGCGCGUCAUUCCAUUAGUACGCACUGUUAGUGCAUACAGACGACAACAAUCUCAAUUGGCUAAAACUAAUCCAGUUGCAAGAUAUGAAACAGAAUCGAAUUCAGUUUCCAAUGCAGAGAAACGCGUAGACGAAGCUAUAUUGGUAGAAAAUAAAGUGAAGAAGUUAUUGGACGAAGUUGGAACACAACAGAAGAAGAUAGAAGAAGCUAGCAAAGCAUUGAAUUUAUGUCAUUCUACUGUCGAAUUCAAUGGUUCUAGUGAGCACGUCGGAGGCGAAUGGGCUCUGCUCGUUGCUACUCAUAAACGCCAAGCUGCAUUGAAUGAAGUGCAAAGGCUGAAACGCGAAGGCACACUGAUACCUGUUAAGGCAGGUUCGCCGGAAGCAGAGGGGAGUGGGUCAUUAACUAUUUCUGCUAUUACGUUACCGCUCAAACCAGAAUAUUCCCGAAACAUGGACAUGAAUACAUAUCUUCAUUGCGUCUGCUUGAUGUAUUACUUAGGAGAAGUGGUCGCUACUCAAGCAGCGACUGCUAACCCAGGUGACCCAGCUGACCCAGCGACUGCUGACGCGUGUAUUUCUUUUACUUCAAUGUUGAAACUUGAUAAUUUGCACAGUGAUUUCAAAAUUCGUGUUGAAGUAUACACUUUCCAGACGCACCCAAAAUAUUUGCCACAUGAAAAGAAGUAUCAUAUCAAUCAUAACGUGAAAGCGGUCAAUAAGACGCCAAAGAAAAAGAAUCAGUUUGUAAUGCCAGAUAUACAGAGCCCAGCAGGUCCAAACGUAAUCAGAUCACCUGCUUUCGAAUUAUCUGGGACUGCGACUCUUACCCUGCGUGACAUAAAUUACAAGCAAUUUACUUUGUUCGGAGUCUCGUCACAUUCUCCUCUGGAAGGACACCUGCGAAUGAAUAUAUUGCGUAAGCUCUCGGUGUCGGUGGAAUAUCGCGGAUUUUUAACUCUCUACGAAGAUAUUACGAACUUGGGUGCUUGGCGUCGAAGAUGGUGCUGGCUUAAAGACGCUAAACUUUACUGUUGGGUACAUCCUGAGGACGAGCACAAGAAAAAUCCAAUAGGACGUAUCGAUUUGGAGGAUGCAGUUACAAAGCAUGUACGAUUUAUAAACGGAGAAAAAUACGCUCGUCCGUACACAUUUUUAAUCCAGAUAUCGAGACCCGCGCAACCUGGAGACACUAGUAAUAUUAUUACGAAGACAGAUGGAAAACAAACCAGAACCGACCACUUUUUAUUAGCUGACUCAAAAGAAGAAGGAUUACAAUGGAUGUCGAAAUUAAAUAAAACUCUAAAUUUAAUAAGAGCUUGGGGAUCGUCCAGAAGUUCUAUUUAAAAAGCUUAAAAAUCAAGUUUAAAUUCAUUAAUCUCAAGCAACGUAUUUAUGUACGUUUAGAUCGAUUUGUGAUAGGAGAUAUGCGUAUGCAUCGACACAUGAUGCAUCGCUCAUCGAAAUAUAGGAUAAAAUACUUCGCUUAAAAUACUUUGCAAAAAAAAAAAAGAAGAAAAAUCUAUUUCGCUUUACUAAGACAUAUGCUACUUGCAUCUAAUCGAUAUAUAAAUGAUGCAAAUGUAAAAAAAAAUAUAAAAUGUACUGAUAUAUACAUAUACAUAUAAACAAUGCAAGUAUUUAUACAUAAGGAAGUAGCGAAUGUACUACGUUUGAACAUUUUCAUCAGCGAUACGUUUCAUAUUAUUUGUGUUGCAAAUAAUCAAUUAAUUGUUUUAAUAUAGACAUUCGAGUGAAUUAAUUUGGUUUUUAAUCGUGGACGCAAUCUAUAAAAUAUUUCAUUAAAUUUCAAUAGCCAUUUUAUUGGAAAUCAAAAUUUGCAAGUUUUCAUGAAGUUCUACCCGCUCAAUACCUUUACUGAAAUAUUUAAUAUAUAUAGGUAUAUGUAUUAAAUAUUCGGUACAUCCUCAUACUUUCUGAAACUGCGCAGUCUAUUUACAGUUGACAAGAAAAAGAUUAAUAGCUAUUGUUUCAUCGAGGGACUUUUGGCUUUAUUGCAAUCUUAUAUCGGUAUUGUUCAAUCGUACAGUUGCACAAUACUCCAGUUUUCACAUCAUGUUUAAUUAUGAUAAAUUGUUUAAAUACUUGAUCACCAAUACGUUUACCAAAUAGUUGCCAUAAAUUUCAAAACUAGACAUUAUUUCGAUAUAGUACAUAUUGAAGAGAUUGUACAUAGGCUAAUCGUAGGAAAUUAGUAUUUACUAAUGUAAUUAAGAGAUUUUUAUACGUAAAAUUACGAGCUUACACAUUAAUAUUAGUAAUAAUAUUAAUAUUAAUAAUU
Molecule: messenger RNA, 6465 nt
Organism: Temnothorax curvispinosus
Lineage: Eukaryota; Metazoa; Arthropoda; Insecta; Hymenoptera; Formicidae
Product: anillin
Exons: 25
Coding region: 498-5510 (1670 amino acids)
Biological process (GO): regulation of dephosphorylation; cortical cytoskeleton organization; positive regulation of B cell differentiation
Cellular component (GO): centrosome; spindle
Source: RefSeq, a predicted model, not a curated record